AUGCACUUCGCCGAAUCUCAGCAUCAUUUGGUGCGAAUUUUAACCAUUCUCGGGUACCCGGUUCUUCGCGAGUUCAAAUCCGAUCACUCCAAGCGAUGCUUUUUUGCGUACGCAAUCUUCACCAAAAUCAUCUCGCUGGGAACGAUAUUUUUCCACUUUUGCGAUCCGAUCCUGUUUCCGCACAAUAAGGCAACCCUUAUUUUCUUCAUUUGGUUCGCCGAAAGUGUGGUCAACCAGAUCUGCAUGACGGUGCUGACGCUCAACAACAUCAUAAAAGAUAACUCACUGCGCAAGGUGUCCACCCUGCUGGAAGAUCUUCAGUCGACCUUUGCCAUCGAUUGCUCCCAACUUCGCCGCACUUCCGACGUCGUCACGUUUUUCGUAAUAAUUCUUUACUUUUUUGUGUUCAUACCAGUCGUCUUUCUGAGCAAAAAUGCCUUCAGCGUACCUUCUUUGGUCAUAAAAAUCCUGUACACAAUAGACGGCAUAAGUUUCACGCUCUACGAAGUUUACCUACUGAUGCUGCUUUGGUCCCUGGAAAAGCUCAUAAUCGCGAUAAACUUUCGGAUGAUUUUCGCGUUUACCCUGGGAAAAUCCCAACCGGUGGUUCCCCUGCUAACCGGACACAGUAAAGUGCUUCAGUGUGUUGAACUGAUCAACCGAUCGUUUGGGCUGUUUCUACUGUUGAUGACGUUGGAGAUGCUGUUCUUGCUGACGGGGAAUUUGUACUGUCACGUGUUCGGGAUAUGGCCGGUGGUGGAAACGGAACGGGCCUACCUGACCACCAUCAAGACACUCAUCUGGAUUGGGCCUCAGCUGGCACUGUGGCUGGCGGUGAUUAUAAAGUGCAAUCGCUUCUAUUACUUGGCCAACGAGACCGCACUCUGCACGAGACACUUUGACGAUUACAGCAUGCAAAACACCAAAGUGACGAGGCAAAUCAACAAGUUUCUGCUGAAGAAUCUUCACCAGAAGAAGAAGUUUUCCGCGUACGGAUUCUUCGACAUUGACAACAGUGUGAUUUACACGGUUUUUAGCUCGAUAGUUACUUACUUGGUGAUAUUGAUUCAGUUCAAGCAGUUGGAAAAUGAUUUAACGAAUGAGAAUGGAGGUGGCAACGACACAAGUGCAACAUGA
This is a messenger RNA of Culex quinquefasciatus (southern house mosquito), 1137 nucleotides long. RefSeq names its product gustatory and pheromone receptor 39a. Gene Ontology annotation, biological process: sensory perception of taste. Bases 1 to 1137 code for a protein of 378 amino acids. Lineage: Eukaryota; Metazoa; Arthropoda; Insecta; Diptera; Culicidae. The record is from RefSeq and is a predicted model, not a curated record. The transcript has 3 exons. Gene Ontology annotation, cellular component: membrane; axon; dendrite.